UUUUAUUCUAUAAAACAACUAGUAGUUAUAGCAAAACAAUAGUAAGAAGCUUGUUAGUUUCUUAAACUAUCUCUGCCUCAAAAACAAACUACGGUUUGCAUCCUCCAUCAUCCUCUUCCAUUGCAUUAUUUUUUUUUUCAUUCCUGUUAAUAUGGAAGUGCCUCAAGACAUUGCUUUUGAGAUAUUUUCUUGGUUACCUGCAAAAAGUAUUUGUAAGUUCACAUCAACUUGCACUUCAAUAUAUAACUUUUCAAAAGAAACCUUUUUCAAAACAAAACAGGCUCGUAAUUUGUUGGGGGCCGACGAUUCUUGUUUUUUUAUUCAACCUGAUCAAGUUAGCCAAAGGUAUGAAAAAAGAGUCGAAUUACUUUCUUUACCUAUGGAGCAACCGUCAUCGGGUGUCCCCUAUGAUGCUCUCACAUUCUUAUCAAAUUCAGCUAGUGUAUUAGCUUCUAGUAAUGGUUUGCUUCUUUGUCACACCAUCGAUUCAAUUGAGUUGUUUAUAUGCAAUCCAAUUACAAAGUCUUGUCUUUUCAUUCCUACUCCAGAGUCACUUCAAAAAAGUCGUAAUUUUUGUAGUAUAAAUCUCAUGUUAGAUUGUUCUCACGGAUCCGCAGAUGAUUACUACGUGUUUCUUUUGGAAACCACAUUGGAUUGGUGGCCAACAUGUUAUACAUGCAAUGUUUAUCAUGGCAAAGAAGGUGUGUGGAAAACAAUGGAACAUAACUUUUACACGGGUGAAAGGGCCAUGGAAUUUGACAUGCCUGUGUUUCAUCGUGGAGCACUUCAUUUUAUCUCAGAUAGCACUCCUUACAUUGUAAAAUCAAGUUCUUUUUAUAAGCCAUAUAUAAUGUCUUAUAAUUUAGAGAAUGGAAAUUCAGAAAUGCUUAAGUUGCCAAAGGAAGCUAUCAAAGAUUGUCAUGACUGUAACAUGGGCAUAUUCAAUUGGGGCAAAGUAUCAAGCUCAAAUCAAUCCAUUUGCUUGGUGAAAUUGAAGAAAUUUGCUUUUACUGUGUGGUGUUUAAGAGAUUAUAAAUCAGGUACUUGGCAAAAGGUUUUGAAAAAGAGAGUGAAGGCAUUGGGUUUAAAGGAGAAAUAUCCUCAUGUUACCGGAUUUAUGGUGAUGAACGGUCAUCUUUUAGUUUUUGCAACCGAAGAAAAUGUUUAUAGUUGUGAUUUGGGCGAUGAAAAAUGUAUGAUGGUAGAAGAAGUAGGUCAGCACAACUGUGGACUUCAUCCUCGCUUUAUACCAUACUCAGGUACUCUUCGUUCGUGUGGAACUAAUGCAAACUCACGUGCUCUUCGUUCGUGUGGAACUAAUGCUCGAGAUAUGCAUUGUUAA
Messenger RNA from Vicia villosa (hairy vetch), 1342 nucleotides. RefSeq lists its product as uncharacterized. Lineage: Eukaryota; Viridiplantae; Streptophyta; Magnoliopsida; Fabales; Fabaceae. The transcript has a single exon. Gene Ontology annotation, molecular function: protein binding. The record is from RefSeq and is a predicted model, not a curated record. The coding region runs from base 152 to 1342 and encodes 396 amino acids.